This is a messenger RNA of Nematolebias whitei (Rio pearlfish), 3069 nucleotides long. RefSeq names its product integrator complex subunit 4 (gene ints4). NCBI's taxonomy places the organism in Eukaryota, Metazoa, Chordata, Actinopteri, Cyprinodontiformes, Rivulidae. The record is from RefSeq and is a predicted model, not a curated record. Bases 71 to 2992 code for a protein of 973 amino acids. Gene Ontology annotation, cellular component: integrator complex. The transcript has 24 exons. Gene Ontology annotation, biological process: snRNA processing.
UACGGGAAGUGUAGAGGUACAAUUUGUAUGCCGAAUGGCAGAGCCUUGUUAGCUAAUUUCUCCGAACGUCAUGGCAGCACAUUUGAAAAAACGAGUUUAUGAGGAAUUUUCUAAAGUUGUUCAGAUUCCUCAUGAAGAAGCUCCGGCCAAGAAGCUGCGCCUGUCCAAACCCAGUAAGUCUGCCGCUCUGCACAUCGACCUCUGCAAAGCCACCAACUCCACCGAUGCCCUGCAGUACCUGCUGCAGUUCGCACGCAAACCCGUGGAGGUGGAGAGCGUGGAGGGCGUGAUCAGGAUCCUGCUGGAGCACUACUACAAGGAGACGGAUAACUCUGUGAGGCUGAAGAUCGCCUCUCUGCUGGGUCCGCUGUCCAAAACACACGGCUUCAAUCCUGACUGCAUUGUUGAUGACGCCAUUAACACACUCGGCAAUGAGAAGUCCCACCAGGUCCUUGCUCAGCUGCUGGACACUCUGCUGGCCAUUGGAGCACAGCUACCUGAGAGUCCUGCAGUCAGACUGAGGCUCGUUGAGGUGGCCUACAAGCAUCUAUCUGAUACGUAUUUUGGGGUGAGGAACAAGUGUCUGCAGCUCCUGGGAUGUCUCGGCUUAGUGGACACGCCUCUGACUAAAGACAGCGAGGGACCAGGUUCUUCACAAGGAGCAGUGAGGGACGUUCAGAGCAUCAUCAGCAACUACUUUGCAGAUCAGGACCCCAGAGUGCGCACCGCUGCCCUUAAGGCCAUGCUGCAGCUUCACGAGAGAGGAAUGAAGAUUCAUCAGAUUAUUUACGAACAGGCCUGCAGGUUGCUGUCGGAUGAUUACGAGCAGGUCCGCUCUGCUGCUGUGCAGAUGGUUUGGGUGCUCAGCCAGCUGUACCCAGAAAGCAUCGUGCCCAUCCCGUCGUCCAACGAGGAGAUCAGACUGGUGGACGACGCCUUCGGGAAGAUCAGCCACAUGGUCAGCGACGGCUCCUGGAUGGUUCGAGUGCAGGCCGCCAAAACCCUGGGUUCGAUGCUGCAGGUCAGUCCUCACUUCCUGGAGCAAACGUUGGAUAAGAAGCUCAUGUCAGACCUCAGAAGGAAACGCACGGCCCACGAACGAGCCAAAGAGCUCUUUGCUUCCGGAGAGUUCUCCUCGGGCAGGAAGUGGGCCGAUGACGCUCCCAAGGAGAGACUGGACACCAACACGGUGAACCUCAUCGCCUCAGGCGCCUGUGGGGCGUUCGUUCAUGGCCUGGAGGACGAGAUGUUUGAGGUGCGCAUUGCGGCGGUGGAAGCGCUGUGCCAGCUCGCCCGCUCGUCUCCGAGCUUCGCAGAGAAGUGUCUGGACUUCCUGGUGGACAUGUUUAACGAUGAGAUCGAGGAGGUGAGGCUGCAGUCCAUCCACGUGCUCAGAGAAAUCUCCACCAACAUAACGCUCCGAGAGGAUCAGCUGGACACGGUGCUGGCCGUCCUAGAGGACUCGUCUCGGGACAUCAGAGAAGCCCUCCAUGAACUACUCUGUUACACCAACGUCUCCACUAAAGAGUGCGUCCAGCUGGCUCUGCUGGAGCUGCUCAAGAACCUCAACAAGUAUCCCACGGACCGCAACUCCGUCUGGAAGUGUUUGAAGUUUCUGGGUUCACGCCACCCGACGCUGGUGUUACCGCUGGUCCCUGAACUGCUCAGCACACACCCGUAUUUCGACACACCAGAACCGGACAUGGACGAUCCGGCCUACAUCGCGGUUCUGGUUUUGGUGUUCAACGCUGCAAAGUCGUGUCCCACCAUGCCGGCGCUGUUCUCUGACCACACCUUCAGACACUACGCCUACCUGAGGGACAGUCUGUCGCACCUCGUGCCGCCGCUCAGACUGCCGGGCAGGAAGCAGGUCUACAGUUUGGACUCCGUGGACUCGAGCUCUGGUUCUGGUUCCGUGGAGUCGGCCCAGCUCUUCCUCCAGCAGAGUCUCGACAGAGUCAGCACCGUCCAGAACCUGGAGUCACCCGGAGCUCAGGACCUGCUGAACUUCACCGUACGGGACCUGCAGCGGCUCGGUGAGCUGCAGACAGAACUCGCAGGAGCUGCUGAUUUCUGUGCUACGUACCUGCGCUGCCAGCUGCUGCUCAUGAAGGCUCUGCAGGAGAAGCUGUGGAACAUGGCCGUCCCUCUCUGCCUCAAACAGAACGUCACCGCCACCGCAGCGGCUCAGCAGAUCCUGGAGGAGACCUACAAGCUGGAGUUUCUGUACAGCGGUUUGGAGAGCAGACAGGUGGCCACCAUCCACCACGUUCGCCUCCAGGCCAAGGCUCUGCAGCUCGUCCUGCUGGCUCGCAGCAGACAGGGCGUGGAUCUUCUCAUCAGCAGCUGCGAGAGGUUUCUGCAGGAGGUGGAGUCUUUUCAGAGGCUGUUCCUGCCGGAGCUGCCGCACCUCCAGGACAGUUUUGUGGAUAAACUUUUGGAGCUGAUGCCUCGGCUGUCGUCCUGCAAACCUGCAGAACUGGUGAAGAUCCUCCAGGCGACCCUGAGACAGAGCGGCCCUCUGCAGCUCAGACUGCCCGAGCAGAUCCACCGAGCGACAGCCACCAUCAUAGAGCCCACGGGGGAGUCCGACAACCCGCUGAGGUUCACCACCGGCCUGGUGGUGGCGCUCGACAUCGACGCGACGCUGGAGCACGUCCAGGACCCCCAGAACACCAUCAAAGUGCAGAUUCUGUACCCGGAUGGUCAGAGUCAUGUGAUCCACCCCAAACCUGGAGACUUCAGGAAGCCCGGGCCCGACCGACACAGACUCAUCUCACAGGUGUACUUGUCCCACACGGCGUGGACGGAGCCGUCACAGGUGGAGGUGCGCCUCCUGCUGGCCUACUCCUCCCCCUCUCCUCCUCCCAACAGGCUGGGGUGGAGCGACAGCAUCGACAGCCCCCCACCAGCAGCGCCCGCCGUCGAGGGAACGAUUCCGUUCAGCAAACCCGUUAAAGUCUUCAUCAUGCCCAAACCUGCCCGACGUUAACGGACUUCUAAAUCAGAGACGACACUUUCAAAACAUUUUCAGACAAAACAAUAAUUUAUUGUUUUAUUUAAAAAAAA